Mangifera indica (mango) is the source of this 1231-nucleotide messenger RNA. RefSeq names its product bifunctional epoxide hydrolase 2-like. The transcript is spliced from 5 exons. NCBI's taxonomy places the organism in Eukaryota, Viridiplantae, Streptophyta, Magnoliopsida, Sapindales, Anacardiaceae. The coding region runs from base 130 to 1074 and encodes 314 amino acids. The record is from RefSeq and is a predicted model, not a curated record. Gene Ontology annotation, molecular function: hydrolase activity.
AAAAUGACAUGAACUUCCAGCACACACACGACACCAGUUUCACUUUCUUGAUGAAUUGUAAACUUAGAUUAUAAGCUUUUCAACGAGUGCUUGUCAUUGACCAGUACUGCAAAUUGUAAAAGUCUCAAGAUGGAUCAGAUACAACACAAGUAUAUUCACAUAAGAGGAGUGAAGCUUCACGUUGCUGAGCUUGGAACAGGUCCGAGAGUGGUAGUAUUUAUUCAUGGGUUUCCAGAGGCUUGGUAUUCAUGGAGGCAUCAAAUUGCAGCCUUGGCCGCCGCCGGUUACCGCACAAUAGCGCCUGAUUUAAGAGGAUAUGGGUUAUCUGAACCCCACCCUCAACCUGAAAACGCAUCUUUCAAUGACUUCGUUGAAGAUACGCUUGCCAUUCUUGAUUAUUUACAGAUUGACAAGGCUUUUCUUGUUGGGAAAGAUUUUGGAUCAUGGCCUGCGUAUCUGCUAUCUAUUCUUCAUCCAAAAAGGGUUUCUGGGAUUGUUUCAUUGGGUGUGCCUUUCUUUGUUCCUCGGCCUAAUCGUUAUCAGGGCCUCCCUGAAGGUUUCUACAUUUUCCGAUGGAAGGAACCCAGAAGAGCUGAGGCAGACUUUGGCCGAUUUGAUGUGAAAACCGUGUGGCAAAGAAUCUAUAUUCUCUUCUCAAGUAGUGAAAUUCCGAUAGCUGACCAGAAUAAGGAGAUUAUGGAUAUGGUAGAUCCAUCUUCUCCUCCGCCACCAUGGCUAACCAUUGAAGAUCUUGCUAAUUAUGCCAUAUUAUACCAAAAAUCUGGCUUUCAUUCUCCAAUGCAAGUUCCUUAUUUCAAGUUAAAGCAUGAGAAUUUCAGCCUCAACAAUCCAAAAGUUGAAGUUCCAGUUCUUCUGAUAAUGGGUGGCAAAGACUAUUUCCUGAAAUUUCCUGGGAUUGAAGAUUACAUUACAACUGGAGAAGUGAACAAGUAUGUGGAUAAUUUAGAGAUAAAGUUUGUUGCAGAUGGAAACCACUUCAUUCAAGAGCAGCUCCCAGAUAAGGUUAACAAGUUCAUCGUCGCCUUCCUUAAUUGCGAGUCUAAUCAAGAUUAAGAAAACUAACCAUCAACUAAUGCUCAGAGCUAUAUAAGCCCAUAAUAAAAUGUACUGUAGUUGUUUGAAAUAAUAUUGAAACUCUCUUAUAAUGGUAUUGGUGUCGCCUGCGCCAUCUUGGAUGAUUUUCUGAAUAAAUUUUCUUGUUACGAAGUAA